Messenger RNA from Haemorhous mexicanus (house finch), 2883 nucleotides. It is a transcript of the gene DTHD1, whose product is annotated as death domain containing 1. Gene Ontology annotation, molecular function: protein binding. Gene Ontology annotation, biological process: signal transduction. The record is from RefSeq and is a predicted model, not a curated record. Lineage: Eukaryota; Metazoa; Chordata; Aves; Passeriformes; Fringillidae.
AUGGAUGUAGCUGAAAGUAAAAUUACACCUGCAGGGAAAUCAGGACAACUCCUAGGAAAAAUCUCUUACCUGAACUUUCUAGCAAGAGAUGUGCUUCUGAAAAGUGAUGUGGAUAAAGGAUGUUUGGAGGAGUAUGUGCUUGGACUGACCAUUUUAGUAAAAGAUCUGAGCAGAUCCCUCAGCCAGCAGCUGGAGAAUGUUACAGAAAUUAUUCAAGACACCUGCCACUUGCUGAGUGCUCUUCCUGAUAAACACAAGGAAUUGACUGGAAGUCCAGCUUUCAUAGCCAAAUGUAUUUUUUUUUUUUUUUUUGCCUCAGAAUACAAUGGAAUUAUAGAUUAUCUGCAGAAAGAGAAGGAGCAUUUGAUAAAUACAAUCUCACACCUUCAAGAGGCAGAAAAUAAAUUUUAUGCUGCAAACUGCAGACUAGAUGGUGAUUCUCAGAACCAGACUGGUGAAAAUGCUUCUGGAGAAACAGAAGUGCUUUGUUCGGAAGGAGAAGCAGCAGACUCUGUGCAAGCAUCUUCCAGUUCCAUUCAGCAAUUCCAAAGAACUCCUUUUCUGAACAAGACAGAAAGUCAAAAUGUCAAUCAAACCCAUACAAGUGAAAUUAAAACUGUGGGGAAAAUUGCAUCAUUAGCUGAAAACAAAUCUGCUCAAGAACAAGACACCAGAGAAUCUCCAAUAAAAAAGGAAGAUGGUGAAUACCAUCUAAUUUUAAUGAUAGUCUCUUUUACAGAGAAAAAAGAGUGCAAUGGAAAGGAUAAACUUCAUGGAGAUAGCUCGGUUGCUGAAGAGCCUCCAGAACUGGAGGCUUUUCAGGAUGCUCUUACAGGCAGUGAGGAAGACAUUCUGUCUGGGACAUUGAAGGAAUCAAUACAUCAUGAAUCGGACUAUUUAAAAGGGCUAGAAAGUGAAGACCACAAACUGACAGAGAAAAUGGAAGACAGUAAAAUAUUUUUUUUAAAAAAUGAGAUCUUUAGAAAUUACCUAAGUACCUUCACAUCUUCAGCACAAACUUAUGAUCUUCCUGAUGUGAAUCCUUCUGAGAGUGAUUCAGAAGAAGUACAAAAAUCUAGAUACUGGAUGAACAAAGAGUAAGCACAUAUUCUUCUUUUUUUUGAAGAACAGAUGCAUUCAAAAGGAAUACCUUGUUUUAUUAAACCCCCUGCAACUGUCCUGGAGAAUCUGAAGUGUAAUAUACUCAAUGACACUAGUUCCUUGGAGGUGGAUGAUUCUGAGGAGCUGGUCAGCAAUGUCAUCAGUAUUAAAUGUUAUGAAUAUGAAAAACUACUUUUCCCUAUCAACAUUGCAAUCCCAGCUUCAUCAUGCUUCAGAGGAAAUUAUCAGGAAAUUAUGGUGAAGGUGACUGAUACCAACUUCCAGUCAAACUACUUAACUCCUAUUUCUUGGCAAGGAUACCAAGGAAACCAUAAGGAAAGUUUUGCAGAAGGGAAAAUUUAUCAUCUGUGUGUUUUUUCUGUGUUGUCAUGCUUAAAGAAGGAAACAUUUACUGUUCCAAAGGUAAGAAUCUUACAGAAGCUGAACGUGGAUUCUAGAAUCUCUUUCUGUUACCAUCCAGAAACAUUUAGUUCUCCAGCACCUAUGCAGUUAAAGAUUCAGCCAAUUGAGCCAUCGUUGGUUUCAGCAUUGAAAGCAAGACAUAUGUAUCACUCAGUGAUACCUACUAGCACACUGGUUCAUGUCCAGCAUCCUUCAUCCCAACCUUUUAACAGCUCAGUCACUCUUUCUCUACCCUGUCCUCCCAACCCAGACAAAAAAAGACAAGAAGAUGAGACAGAAAAUGCAAAAGCCAUUAAUGCUACAGUAAAGAGGGUUGCUGCAACAUAAAACCCUCACUUCAAAUCUUCUGUGAGAAAAAGUGGGGACAAUCUCAGUGAUACUUUGAAAUUAUUAGGUCAUGGAAACAAAGAAGAGGGGUGGAAGGUGUUUGAUGAUGUUAUUAUCCAGAAUGCACAGAAUGAGCUUGUAUCUUUUGAACUAAAUGAGCAUUUAGAAAGCUUUGUGGCCAUUUGCCUUGCAUUCCUUUUUCAAAACAGUUAUCUUGUCCUCUUUGCUCAGGCCGUGGAAGUUCUCCGUAGCACGAUGGCUAAUGUGAUACUGUAUCAGAAAAGAGCAAACCCAUACAAAAUAGUAGUUUUGCUGUCUGCAUCCAGAGAAUUGACCAAUGAACUUCAAAAUCUCCAUGAGAAGGGUUAUUUUGGUCCCCCAGAACCCAGACAGCAGUUCCCAUUAGGACAAGGAGAGCAGAUUCAUUUGAGAUUUAGAGGAAAUAUUUCUGCUUCAGAGAAUGGAGAAGACUUCAGGAAAGUCUCCAGACUGAUUUUUCAUUCACAAAGACAACUAAGGCUGGAACUCCCAAUUAAAGUAGAUUAAUUUGGUAACCACAGUUCACCUCAUUACAAAGGAACAGCAGUGUUUUAUAAAAUUACCAGAGAGAUGAUACCAAAGAAAUGGGAACAAAGGUUUCAGAGCAAACUUCCACUGUGCAAAUUAGCAUUAACAUUGCCAAAGAAUGAAAAAUUGAUCCACCAUCCGCAAAGUACAAAAAGAAUUUUUUCUGAUUCAUCAGAGGCCCUAUGGGACAAGUUGCUGUUCUGGCUUGCAGAAGAGCUUGCCGAAGACAAUACAUCAUUGUUUGCUCUAUGUUUACCUGUUUGACAGAGCGUGCUUCAGCUUGUUAGGCUGAAGUGCCCUGAUAAUUUAACACACCAGAUCUAUGAACUGCUUUGCUGCUGGAAAAAGACCCUUCCAAAGUCAGCUGAUAAACAGCAGCUCUUGUCUUGCUAUUUGCAGAAGAGUGACAGAAGUGAUCUUUCAGAAGAACUUCGUUUUAAGUGGCAAAAUAAGGUGUUCACCUGA